Messenger RNA from Zerene cesonia (dogface butterfly), 592 nucleotides. RefSeq names its product larval/pupal rigid cuticle protein 66-like. NCBI's taxonomy places the organism in Eukaryota, Metazoa, Arthropoda, Insecta, Lepidoptera, Pieridae. Gene Ontology annotation, cellular component: extracellular matrix. The transcript has 2 exons. The coding region runs from base 1 to 561 and encodes 186 amino acids. The record is from RefSeq and is a predicted model, not a curated record.
AUGGCAGCUAAGUUCGUCGCCCUUGUCUGCGCUCUCGCCGUAGCCCACGGCUCCGUGGUGCCCGUUGAAAAUGAAGCGUCCAGCUUCGAAUACGGCGUGGCUGACCCCAACACCGGCGACUACAAGAACCAAGUGGAGAGCCGCGUCGGUGGCGUCGUCCGCGGCCAGUACUCCCUCAUCGAGCCCGAUGGCACCAAGCGCAUCGUCGACUACACCGCUGACGAUGUCAACGGCUUCAACGCUGUUGUGCGCAAGGAAGCAGUCGGCAGCGUUGUUGCUGCCGCCGCUCCCGCCGUAGUUGCUCCCGCGGUUGUCGCCGCCCGCUCCUACGCCGCUCCUUCAGUAAUUGCACCCGUCACGUACGCCCGCUCCUACUCUCCAUCCACCGUCGUCGCCCCCGCCGUUGCUUCGCCCGUGUACGCCACCUCAGCUCCUCUUAUCGCUGCCCGCUCAUAUGCCCCCGCUGUAUACAGCAGAUCCUACUUGGCCCCCAGCGUGUACUCCCAGGCUUACUCACCCUACUACAACACCUACGGCACAGUUCCAGUCACCUACUAUUAAAUGUAAACUGAAGAGACGAACUUACUGUAAA